Molecule: messenger RNA, 2886 nt
Organism: Aquila chrysaetos chrysaetos
Lineage: Eukaryota; Metazoa; Chordata; Aves; Accipitriformes; Accipitridae
Gene: PCSK9
Product: proprotein convertase subtilisin/kexin type 9
Exons: 12
Coding region: 13-1986 (657 amino acids)
Biological process (GO): proteolysis
Molecular function (GO): serine-type endopeptidase activity
Source: RefSeq, a predicted model, not a curated record
GUCCGGGCGGGCAUGGCCCCGCGGGCGCUGGUGCUGGUGCUGGCGCUGGUGCUGGCGCGGGCGGCGGCGGCGGAGCUGGCGGAGGAGCUGAUGCUGGCCCUGGGGGAGGCCGAGGAGGAGGAGGCAGCCGCCCUCGGGGCCGUCCCCUCGGGGCACGCCGCCUUCCAGCGUGCCGCUAAGGCGUCGUGGCGGCUGCCCGGGCGCUACGUGGUGGUGCUGCGGGCAGGUGGUGGCCAAGCGGAGGUGCGAGGCACGGCGCGGCGGCUGCAGGCCCGGGCUGCUCGGCGGGGAUACCUGACCGAACUGCUGCACGUCUUCCACCUCCUGCCCGCCUUCCUGGUGAAGAUGAGCAGCGACGUCCUGGACAUGGCGCUGAAGCUGCCGCACGUGGAGUACGUCGAGGAGGACGCUUACGUCUUUGCCCAGAGCAUCCCCUGGAACUUGGGCAGGAUUGUGCCGCCGCAACCCAGCUCGGGCGCCUACAGCCCUCCCAAUAAAGGCGACCUGGUGGAGAUUUACCUGCUGGACACCAGCGUGCAGAGCACCCAUCGGGAGAUCGAGGGCAGGGUGCUCGUGACCGACUUCGAGAGCGUCCCCGAGGAGGAUGGCACCCGCUUCCACAGGCAGGCCAGCAAGUGUGACAGCCACGGGACCCACAUGGCCGGGGUGCUGAGCGGACGCGACGCUGGCGUGGCCACGGGUGCCAACAUCCGCAGCCUCCGCGUGCUGAACUGCCAGGGGAAGGGCACCGUCAGCGGGACCCUCAUCGGUCUGGAGUUUAUCAAGGCGACGCUGGAGGCUCAGCCCCACGCGCCGCCGGUGGUCCUGCUGCCCUUCGCCGGCGCCUACAGCCGCGUGCUCAACGCCGGCUGUCGGCGGAUGGCGCGGAUGGGGGCGGCGAUGGUCGCGGCUGCCGGUAACUACAAGGACGAUGCCUGCCUGUACUCGCCAGCGUCCGAGCCGGAGGUCAUCACGGUCGGAGCCACCGACAGCGAGGACCAGCCCGCCUCCAUCGGCACCCUGGGCACCAACUUCGGCCGCUGCGUGGAUCUCUUCGCCCCGGGGGACGACAUCAUCGGCGCCUCCAGCGACUGCAGCACGUGCUUCACGGCGCAGAGCGGGACGUCGCAGGCGGCCGCCCACGUGGCAGGCAUCGCCGCCAUGCUGCUCAGCGCCGAGCCCCAGCUGAGCCUCGCCGAGCUCCGGCAGCACCUCCUGCGCUUCGCCACCAAGAAUGUCAUGGACAUGGUCUGGUUCCCCGAGGAGCAGCGGCUCCAGACGCCCAACAGCGUGGCCGGGCUGCCCGCCCGGCUGGGCGCAGACGAGCGGCUGUACUGCCGCUCGGUGUGGUCGGCGCGCUCGGGGCUCACCCGGCACGCCACGGCCGUGGCUCGCUGCGCCGGCGCCGAGGAGAUGCUCAGCUGCUCCAGCUUCUCCCGCAGCGGCAGGCGGCUGGGGGAGCACGUGGAGGACAAGGACGGGCAGAAGCAGUGCGUGGCCCACAACGCUUUCCGCGGCCGGGGUGUCUACGCCAUCGCCAGGUGCUGCACGUGGCCCAGGGCCGAGUGCCGGAUCGACGCCGGCUCCCCGACGGCCGAGGGGGCCGGCUGCUCCCCGCGGGACCACGUGCUGACCGGCUGCAGUUUCCGCUCCCCCGCCGCGGCGCUGGGUGAUGGCGGCAGGCCCGUCGCGGGGCCGGGGAGCUGGCCCGGCCGCUGCGCCGGCGGGACGGAGGUGAUGGCGGUCGCCUCGUGCUGCCCCGCCGCCGGCCUCGAGUGCCGGGUGAAGGAGCACGCGUCCCCGGGCUCCGCAGAGAAGGUGACGGUGUCCUGCGACGACGGCUGGACGCUGACGGGCUGUAACGCCCUUUCCCGGAGCCCCGGCACCAUGGGAGCCUACGCCGUGGACGAUACCUGCGUGGCAGCCGGCGUCCCGGGCAGCAGCGUGGCCGCAGCCAUCGCCAUUUGCUGCCGGAGCCGGCAGUAGGGACGGGCCGAGCCGGAGACGCGGCCGCCCCGGCCUGGCGCGCCCGGCACGGCGGGGACGGGUGCCUCGCCGGACCGCCGCGUCGCCGGCUCGGUACCUUCGCGGGGCCGAGCUCCCAGCGCGGUCCGCGCUCCGACACGCGGCUGCCGACGAUCUCCGCGGUCGGGCUGCCGCGAUGGCGCGGGCCGAGCUCAUCGCGCUCUCGUAUCGCGGCGGGGCCGAGACCCGGAGGGCUCUGCAAGAAUUCUCGGAGCAGCCGGAGCACUGCCCCGUCACAGGAGUUAUCCUGGCAUCCUGUCCCCGCCGCGCGCCGGGUCUUUCUAUAAAUACGCCGACUGUAAUGAGCCGUCUCGAGGCUGUUUGUUCGUGUUGUCACCCAGCAUGUGACAAAAGCACCAGCUUUUAAAAAAAAAAAACCAUUGUGGCGAGGAUUGCUCCUUUCUCUUCCUGGUUAGUUGCUCAUUAGAUGUCAGCUAAUGCCGCUUAGCACCUGGAAAAUCAUAGUUUAGCCAUUUUUGGGCAGUUUUAUAAUUGUUUACUCAUGUUCCUAGGAGACUUCUUUACUUUUUAGUCAAGUGUAAGGGCUGUACUUUAAACAGUCUGCUUGUUUAAUUAGAUUUUAAUCUGCAUUGCUACAGUCAGCUACUGCUUUGUUAGUGUUUUUUCUGUUGUUAAGUCAAAGUUAAUGAUCUGCUGGUGUUAUGCAUUGCUUUAACAGUUUCCCUUUCAGGUCUUCCCAAGACACAUAGAACUGGCUGUAAUUCCUUUUAAAAAAAACAAAACAACAAACUGUGAAAGAAGAAAAAGCUUUCAUAGUACCUUGGUUUUUACAUUUGUACCUUAAAUAUUUAUUUGGAAUUUUAUAAAUAAACAUUUUAUAAAUGUCUUUUUAAAAUAAAA